UGCGUGAAACUGUCAUCAUGGGUCAUUUGCCACAACUUCCAAGGUGCCCUGUACAGAGGUCAUUUAUUUUAAGGUUAAUACCGGAAGUGUAACAUUAUAAAAACGAAAACACGAAAGCAUUUGUCUACAACUAACCAUACAAAAUUCACUUGAACACAAUAUGAACCAUAUACAUGCAUGACUAUCCAACCAUUAGAGUGGGAGGUCAUGUCCUGUAGUUGUUGAGUGUUGCCGUUGAUUACGUCCGGCAUCAUCGCCUAUAUUCCUCGGUAACGUUCAUGCAAAGGGCCCAUGUGAAGCUACAAGAAUCAAUGCAUGGGUAUAGAAGCGACCGGUGUCUUGUAUGCACGCCCAGACCCUAAAACCACGUUCUUUGCGUCUUUAUCUCACGCAGAAUAUAAACCUCACCCUGAAAGGACAGCCUUCCAGAUGGAACCCUCUGCAGCAAAGAUCAGACUCGGAAUCCCAGUCUUGCGUUGAAUGUCAAGCAAUGUGUACACUCUGCAAAGUCUGGGAUAAUGGCACUUCAUCUGAAGCAAUGUGGACCUAUGCACAGCAUUCAAACCUGUGCAAGCUUCGAACUUUGGCGAGAACUAAACCGAAUCUGGCAACGAAAUGACGGAAAAUAGAGAGGCAGAACUUCACGAGAGUUUUGCAGAUAUUGAGGAACGAAUGGUCCCAAAUCGCGAGCGAGCUCAGCGCCGAUGGGUGACUGUAGAACCCGUGAUUGCACUGGCCGUGGUCGGCUCUAAUUCCAUGGGUCUCGUUCGGCCGUUCUACUUGAAGAGCCGGUUUGGCGAACUGAUGUACAACAUGUCCAUUCUUGACGACUUCUCGGGAUGCGACAUCAACGACACAGAAUACAAAGCAAGAGAGGACGACAUCCAGUUGCAGGCUUCCCUUUGGUUGCUGUACCUGAGCAUGGCUGGAAGUGUACCGAUGCUAAUAGCGUCGAUUCUUUUGGGCACUUUAAGUGACAAGUUAGGCAGGAAAAUGUGCAUUGCCGUCCCACUCGUUGGCUACAUUAUCCAGGAGGCAGUCUAUAUAGCAACCAUUUACGGGGAACUGCCUCUUCCAGUACUUUUUGUCGGGGAGGUUUUGCUGGGGUCGACGGGUAGAUCUGGGUUACUAUUUGCAGGUUGCAUCUCCUACAUUGUCGACAUUACAACAGAGACACAACGAACUUUACGAAUCGCGCUUGCUGAGAUGACUUUCUUAUUGCUAAGCGGACUCGCCCAAGUAGGUGUCGGAUACUUGGUACGUGAUUUUAGCACUCUCCCUCCAUUGCUAAUAGCUUUUGGGUGCAAUAUCCUCUGCCUAAUCUAUAUUGCCGUCCCAGGUAUUCUGAUUGAGACUGUAGACCGUGACAACAUCCCCGACCAUCGCAAAGGGCUCAGAGAAGCUUGCAGGAGUAUGGUGAAGCUUCUCAAGUUCAAUGAGAACGGCCGCCGAUGGCAGAUGCUUCUCCUAGACUUCUUCCUAUUUGUUAUCAUUAUUAACAUCAACGGCACCAUCUCCAUCUUCAUCAUUUAUGGCUCAGCAGCGCCUUUCUGUUGGGAUGCUCUCAGCGCUGGCUUGGCUGGGGCGUUCGGAUUUCUCACAGCGUCUGCCGGAAUGGUUGCUGGAUCGAAGUUAUUUGCUAUCUGCUUGGGGGAAUACUGGAUUAUGCAAAUUAGUUGUCUAAGCCUACUGGCCUUCAAUAUUGUAAUGAGUGUGUCUCAGACAACCUGGCUGAUCUACGCUGCGAAUCUCAUGGGUGCUUUCCGAGCGACAGCAAUGCCAGUGGCACGAUCAAUCCUGUCCAAAAUAGUUGAUCCAACAGAAAUCGGCACAGCUUUUGCCCUGGUGGCAUGCAUCGAUGGUUUGGCGGUUUUUGUGGCAAGUGCGGUGGCACCAACCAUCUACGCGGCUUCCGUCCUUUACCUACCACCCUUAAUCUUUUACGUCUUUUCUGGCUUGACUCUCCUCCCUGUUGGAACGAUAAUAAUACUACAGAUAUUUUGGCCUCCAUCGAUCACAGAAGUACGUGUACCAAUCGUUUUACGGAGAAGAGCAGGCGAGGAACCUGAAGAGAGUACAGACGUACCUUCAACGGCUUCCAUUUGAAAAAGACAAGAGGUUUUCAUGCAC
Acanthaster planci (crown-of-thorns starfish) is the source of this 2130-nucleotide messenger RNA. Its product is annotated as proton-coupled folate transporter-like. Gene Ontology annotation, molecular function: transmembrane transporter activity. Gene Ontology annotation, cellular component: plasma membrane. The record is from RefSeq and is a predicted model, not a curated record. NCBI's taxonomy places the organism in Eukaryota, Metazoa, Echinodermata, Asteroidea, Valvatida, Acanthasteridae. Gene Ontology annotation, biological process: transmembrane transport.